CCAGGACGCACCUCUCCUCCUCCUCCUCCUCUUCCUCCUCCUCCUCCUUCCUCCUGCUCUCCGGAGCAGUGCGCCGGCCGGAGCUCACUCUGCCGGGUACAGAGAGGGAUGAGGCCCCGGCAGGCAGCCCGGGAACAGCGAGGAGAUACAUGGAUGUAAUGGUUGUGGAGACCUCGCUGCUGGUUCUUCAGGGACCUGACGGAUCGUGAGCGCGUCAAACUGGGAACUGAGUCAAACUGGGAACUUUACGCAGCGCGGAGUUUUGCUGUGGAUGAGUUUUACGCGUCGAUGAUGGAUCAGUAUGUUUGAAUCAACUCCAAACGGACUCUGGAAUCUAAAGACUGCUCUUGUCUGUGGAACUUUCUGAGUCACCACGUAAACUUUUUCCUCCCGGAGAUGGAGCCGGAGGAGGGGAAGGUCUCCGUGUGGGUAUGCCGGGAGGAGAAGCUGGUCUCCGGCCUGACGAAGCGAACCACCUGCGCCGACGUGGUGAAGGUUCUGCUGGAGGACCAGAACCUGCAGCAGGGCACCUCGGCCGCGAUGCUGUCCGGGUCCCCGCAGUCCUACUGCGUGGUGGAGAAGUGGCGGGGCUUCGAGAGGGACCUUCCAACAAGGACCAAGGUCCUGCGGCUGUGGAGCGCCUGGGGAGACGAGCAGGAGAACGUCCGCUUCGUCCUGGUGAAGACCGACGCGUCGCUGCCCAACAACGGGCCCCGCAGCGCCGAGGCCCGGGUGGUCCAGAGCCGGGACAGCGGGGGUCCGGGCGCGGGGCUGAAGGGAACCGCCAAGAGCUGCUGGACCGCCGCGGCCGCCGCAGCCAACCUGUCCCAGGACAAGCAGCGGCGCAUCGUGCGCAAGGCGUUUCAGGAAGCUGGACAAGAUGAACAAAGAAGAAGGAGCAGACCGUGUGCAAGGACCAACUCCGUGGAGAAGAUGGAGACCCUGGUGCACAUGGUGAUCUCCCAGGACCACACCAUCCGGCAGCAGGUCCAGCGGAUCAAGGAGCUGGACCGGGAGAUCGAGCGCUACGAGACCGAAGUGCACUUCGACCGCAUCCAGAGACACGGGGUGAACUAUGUGCAGGACACAUACAUGGUGGACGCGGCGGCGGACCCCGCGGCCGCCGGGUCGGAGUGCCAGGACGCGCGCUGCACCGCGGAGGCGCUGGCGCAGUUCGAGGAGUACGCGCGCCGCUGCGAGGAGGUGGUGCGGCUGCAGGAGGAGCUGACGGAGCGGGAGGCGCUGGUGGAGUGCAUCACCGGGGAGAUCCAGGAGGAGCUGAACCGCCGCUGGAUGACGCGGCGGCGGGAGGAGAGAGGAGCCGAGGCCGCGCAGGACACGGAGGACACGAGCCUCGCCGCCUCCGCCGCUCCGGAGUCAGAUGCUGAGAGUCAGUCCGAGGACGAGGUGCUGCUGGAGGAGGAGAGGAUCAAAACGCAGCUGGACACGAGUCUGUACAUCGGCCUGAGGCUGAAGACAGACCUGGACUCCCUCCGGGGGGACUUGGACCUGAGUCUGGCACUCUGGGAGACCAAGGAGAGCGAGCUGCUGGAGCUGCUGGCCCGGGUGGAGGGCAUGGACAUGGAGCAGGUGGAGGGCUCGGUGGGUGGGGGUGCUGAGGAGCAGCCGGGGGCAGGGGGCGCUGACACUGAAGCUGCCCCCUCGGAGAAGGGCAGCGGCUGGGUGGAGCAGGCCCGAGGUCUGUCCAAGGCCUGCAGCACCAACGACGACGACUCGGACACGGGCCUGAGCUCCAUGCACAGCCAGGACUCCGACAACCCGCCGGUGUGCGAGUCGCUGGUGUAA
Pleuronectes platessa (European plaice) is the source of this 1806-nucleotide messenger RNA. It is a transcript of the gene rassf10a, whose product is annotated as Ras association domain family member 10a. The record is from RefSeq and is a predicted model, not a curated record. NCBI's taxonomy places the organism in Eukaryota, Metazoa, Chordata, Actinopteri, Pleuronectiformes, Pleuronectidae. Gene Ontology annotation, biological process: signal transduction.